AUGCCUCCUCAACGGACAAACCCCCCAACCAAGGCCGUCAAAACCGAGCGCACACAUGAAGAAAACCAAGAGAGGGCGUACAUUGCGGCUUCCCGGCGAAGUGAUCGCAGCUUAGAGGCUCGCAUUGAGUCGGCCCGUCGAGCCUCAGAGAUACACAAGAAGAGGACUGGCCGCGCGCUGCGAGUGACAGAACAAGAUGUUGUCAACGAGGAAAUGUACUCGGAGGAGGAUGACGACUAUCCAAACGUUUACAGAGGACUCACUCGGGGCCUGGCUGCAGGUAACAACGAGUGGAACCGUCGCCUCAAUGCUUAUCUUGUGAACCAAGUCGCCGUGCGGAGCGCUCUUCACUUCGAUCCAGCAUUCAUGCAAUAUAACCGUGGUGGCGGUGCUUAUCCUCCAAACACCAUGUAUCCACCUGGGUUCAUGACUCAAAAUCCCCAGAUGAUGCAGCAUCCCCAGAUGAUGUCUCAUCAGCAGCUGAUGCAGCCAACACCAUUGAUGCAUACUCCUCAAAUGAUGCAUUCUCAAGGUGUUCCCUCGCCGCAGAUUCAGACUACACACGCUUCCCUCCGCCAGCAACCGUACCCUUCUCCUAACGGUGGUCAAAGGCUCUAUGCAAGACAAAUGCAGAUGCAUGUUCCCCAGGGAAUACAAAUGCCACAGUAUCAACAGGAAGGAGCAGGUAUCCGACGCUCGUCUAUUGCGGUCCCACCCGCUGCGUCGCCGGUUUCUACAUCGUCAACCACCAGGAGAAUGAGCUCCCCCCCGACGAACUCUACAAGUCAAAUGAACUCAGCUCAAUUAGUAUCGCCACAAGCAACACCUCAGCCACCUCAGAGCCGUGUGUUGCAGCCUACAUUCGAGCAGACAGCCUCCCCUGAGAGUGUGCAUACGCCAUAUAUGCCUCACAACGACUUCUUCGGAUUCCCAUUAACCACUGAAUUGCCACCCGAGACACAGCAAUUCCUGCACAGCGCGCUUGAUCCCAGUGAUAGUUUAUACCCAUCAUUGAUGAACGGCUAUACAAACCCGACCUUUAUGUUUAAUCCCAGCGCAACAGGAUUGAAGACACUCGCUCCAGAUGCAUCCUCUAACUAUAGUACUUAUGAUUUUAAUGAUUUGUGUGGGAUCAACCAAUAUUCCCUUUGCGGAAGCUCUGAGGUGGAUGUACCGUAUUGUUCACCAGACCCCAGCGCACCACAGAUGAUGCCUUCACCUCUGAAAUCAUCGCCAGUAUCUCCUCUCGGCACUGAUGAUGGUCUAGGGUUGGCAGAUGGGCCGUGGUAUCAAUACAUCAACACAGAGGAUGUUGCCAAAUAA
Messenger RNA from Morchella importuna, 1323 nucleotides. RefSeq lists its product as uncharacterized. Bases 1 to 1323 code for a protein of 440 amino acids. Lineage: Eukaryota; Fungi; Ascomycota; Pezizomycetes; Pezizales; Morchellaceae. The record is from RefSeq and is a predicted model, not a curated record. The transcript is spliced from 2 exons.